Benincasa hispida (wax gourd) is the source of this 828-nucleotide messenger RNA. The record is from RefSeq and is a predicted model, not a curated record. Lineage: Eukaryota; Viridiplantae; Streptophyta; Magnoliopsida; Cucurbitales; Cucurbitaceae.
AUGGCAGCGCAAGAAAGAUCACUAGGGGCACUAUUGGCACAAGAAAGAGAAAAAGGAAAAGAACGUGCUCUCUAUUACUUAAGUAGAACCCUAAAUGGAGCCGAGAUCAAUUAUUCCCCUAUAGAGAAGACGUGCCCCGCGCUCUUCUUCGCUAUAGAUAAGUUGAGGCACUACAUGCAGGCCUUCACAAUCCACUUAAUCGCAAAAGCCGACCCCGUUAAGUACGUCUUGUCCAGGCCGAUCAUCUCGGGACGUUUAGCCAAAUGGGCAAUCAUGCUUCAACAGUACGACAUUGUUUAUGUACCAGAAAGGCCAGUUAAAGGGCAGGCAUUGGCCGACUUCCUAGCAGAUCACCCGGUUCCAUCGGAUUGGAAGUUAAGUGAAGACUUACCCGAUGACGAAGUUCUCUUCACAGAGACCUCAGGACUAAGUUGUCCUUCCUUUGGAAAGAGAAAUUCCAUCGCUAAGAAUGGCAGUGCAAGAAGAGCUAACUACAGAGGACAACCCAAACUGUUGCUUCAAGAGUUGGAAGCACUGGAUGAAAAACGAUUAGAAGCUCAGCAAGCGCUGGAGUGUUACCAGGCGCGAAUGUCUAAGGCCUUCGAUAAGCAUGUAAAGCCUCGGUUCUUUCAAGUAGGUGAUCUAGUAAUCGCCGUAAGGAGACCAAUUAUCACGACAAGACAUACAGGGAAUAAGUUUACACCUAAAUGGGAUGGGCCCUACGUUGUCAAAGAAGUCUACACAAACGGAGCGUACAAGAUAGUUGAUCAGGAUGGGCUAAGAAUUGGCCCAAUCAAUGGCAAGUUUCUUAAGAAGUUUUACGCAUAA